Messenger RNA from Brassica oleracea var. oleracea, 5901 nucleotides. RefSeq lists its product as uncharacterized. The transcript has 4 exons. The record is from RefSeq and is a predicted model, not a curated record. The coding region runs from base 263 to 5719 and encodes 1818 amino acids. Lineage: Eukaryota; Viridiplantae; Streptophyta; Magnoliopsida; Brassicales; Brassicaceae.
AUUUCCCUCUCCGUUCAUCAAUUUUUUUUUUUUGGCCUCGACGCCCUUUCGAAUUUAGGGUUGUGAAUAAUUAUUUGAUUCCUUAUCGUUUCCUUUCGAGUUAAAAUUUCGUAUCGUCUUCUCCCACCACUCGGAGCUUCUUCUAGGCUUAAAUCCUCUCAGUCCACCACGCUCUCAACCCUCAUUUGAAUCGUAUGAAGGAUGUGUGCAUUGUUCACAGUUCUCGUCUCUGAAGUGGGACUCUAGAGUUUUCGGGUUUAUUAUGGAUUGCAAUAAAGAAGAGGCUACAAGGGCGAUAAACUUAGCAGAGGAAAAGAUGAGGGGUGGUGAUUUCGUUGGAGCUCAUAAACUGAUCAUGAAGGCUCAGAGACUCUUCCCCGAACUGGAAAACGUACAGAAGCUGUUAGCCGUGUGUGACGUGCAUUCCUCUGCUGAUAAGAAAAUUAAAGGGCUUGACGAUUGGUAUGGUAUCCUUCAGGUUCUGCCUUCUGCUGAUUCCGACACUAUCAAGAAGCAAUACAGAAAGCUUUGCCUGCUUCUCCAUCCGGAUAAGAACAAGUUCCCUGGUGCGGAAGCUGCUUUCAAGUUGGUUGGGGAAGCAAACAGAUGGCUCUCUGAUCAGAGCAAACGUUCUCAGUAUGAUGUCAGAUACAGAUCCCAUUCGCUGUUUGCUAGCAAGGAGUCGAAUGCAAAUGCAAACUCUCUUCGCAACUCCUCAUCUGCGAAUGCUGCUGCAGUGAAUAUUGCGAGUGGGUUAACGUUUUGGACGUGUUGCAGAAGCUGUGGGCACAGGUAUAAAUACUUGAAGGUUUAUGUGAACCAACUUAUGCACUGUUCCUCUUGCAAGAAAUCUUACACUGCCUGCAACAUCGGGUCUGAUGGAGUGUCAUUUAGUGGUUCAACCGCUGGUGUAAAACAGUUUCAAGAUCAAGGGAUAUCUAGGCAGCAUCCUUCUACAGGAGCAGAAUCAGGAAGUUCAGCAGCUGAGAUGGAUAAGAACGGGACAGUCGGAGGGAAACUCAACAAGAGGUAUCGGAAAAAACAGAAAAGAGGGUCUAGUAACAAGAAACCCAAGAAAGAUGAGGGUUGUACAGAGAGUGAAGCUGAAGGAGGAAGACCCCAGAAAGGUGAGACAGUUGCCAAUAAUUCUGUGGAAGUUGCUAAACCUGAUGUAUUGAAGCCGCAGCCUGAAGUAAAAGAACCUGAGACUAGUGCAGCAGCUGAGAUGAAUAAGAAUGGGACAGUCGGAGGGAAACUCAACAAGAGGAGUCAUAAAAAACAGAAAAGAGGGGCUGGUAACAAGAAACCCAAGAAAGAUGAGGGUUGUACAGAGAGUGAAGCUGAAGGAGGAAGACCCCAGAAAGGUGAGACAGUUGCCAAUAAUUCUGUGGAAGUUGCUAAACCUGAUGUAUUGAAGCCGCAGCCUGAAGUAAAAGAACCUGAGACUAGUGCAGCAGCUGAGAUGAAUAAGAAUGGGACAGUCGGAGGGAAACUCAACAAGAGGAGUCAUAAAAAACAGAAAAGAGGGGCUGGUAACAAGAAACCCAAGAAAGAUGAGGGUUGUACAGAGAGUGAAGCUGAAGGAGGAAGACCCCAGAAAGGUGAGACAGUUGCCAAUAAUUCUGUGGAAGUUGCUAAACCUGAUGUAUUGAAGCCGCAGCCUGAAGUAAAAGAACCUGAGACUAGUGCAGCAGCUGAGAUGAAUAAGAAUGGGACAGUCGGAGGGAAACUCAACAAGAGGAGUCAUAAAAAACAGAAAAGAGGGGCUGGUAACAAGAAACCCAAGAAAGAUGAGGGUUGUACAGAGAGUGAAGCUGAAGGAGGAAGACCCCAGAAAGGUGAGACAGUUGCCAAUAAUUCUGUGGAAGUUGCUAAACCUGAUGUAUUGAAGCCGCAGCCUGAAGUAAAAGAACCUGAGACUAGUGCAGCAGCUGAGAUGAAUAAGAAUGGGACAGUCGGAGGGAAACUCAACAAGAGGAGUCAUAAAAAACAGAAAAGAGGGGCUGGUAACAAGAAACCCAAGAAAGAUGAGGGUUGUACAGAGAGUGAAGCUGAAGGAGGAAGACCCCAGAAAGGUGAGACAGUUGCCAAUAAUUCUGUGGAAGUUGCUAAACCUGAUGUAUUGAAGCCGCAGCCUGAAGUAAAAGAACCUGAGACUAGUGCAGCAGCUGAGAUGAAUAAGAAUGGGACAGUCGGAGGGAAACUCAACAAGAGGAGUCAUAAAAAACAGAAAAGAGGGGCUGGUAACAAGAAACCCAAGAAAGAUGAGGGUUGUACAGAGAGUGAAGCUGAAGGAGGAAGACCCCAGAAAGGUGAGACAGUUGCCAAUAAUUCUGUGGAAGUUGCUAAACCUGAUGUAUUGAAGCCGCAGCCUGAAGUAAAAGAACCUGAGACUAGUGCAGCAGCUGAGAUGAAUAAGAAUGGGACAGUCGGAGGGAAACUCAACAAGAGGAGUCAUAAAAAACAGAAAAGAGGGGCUGGUAACAAGAAACCCAAGAAAGAUGAGGGUUGUACAGAGAGUGAAGCUGAAGGAGGAAGACCCCAGAAAGGUGAGACAGUUGCCAAUAAUUCUGUGGAAGUUGCUAAACCUGAUGUAUUGAAGCCGCAGCCUGAAGUAAAAGAACCUGAGACUAGUGCAGCAGCUGAGAUGAAUAAGAAUGGGACAGUCGGAGGGAAACUCAACAAGAGGAGUCAUAAAAAACAGAAAAGAGGGGCUGGUAACAAGAAACCCAAGAAAGAUGAGGGUUGUACAGAGAGUGAAGCUGAAGGAGGAAGACCCCAGAAAGGUGAGACAGUUGCCAAUAAUUCUGUGGAAGUUGCUAAACCUGAUGUAUUGAAGCCGCAGCCUGAAGUAAAAGAACCUGAGACUAGUGCAGCAGCUGAGAUGAAUAAGAAUGGGACAGUCGGAGGGAAACUCAACAAGAGGAGUCAUAAAAAACAGAAAAGAGGGGCUGGUAACAAGAAACCCAAGAAAGAUGAGGGUUGUACAGAGAGUGAAGCUGAAGGAGGAAGACCCCAGAAAGGUGAGACAGUUGCCAAUAAUUCUGUGGAAGUUGCUAAACCUGAUGUAUUGAAGCCGCAGCCUGAAGUAAAAGAACCUGAGACUAGUGCAGCAGCUGAGAUGGAUAAGAAUGGGACAGUCGGAGGGAAACUCAACAAGAGGGAGCAGGAACCUCAGAGCCAAGGUGCUGGUGACAGGAUGCCCGAGAAAGAUGAGGGUUGUACAGAGAAAGACCUUGAAGGAGCAGGACCCCAGAAAGGUGCUGAAAUACCUAAACCUGAUAUACUGAAGCCCCAGCCUGAAGAAAAAGAACCGCAGGCUAGUGCAGGAAAGUCAGUGCCUGUUUUAUCAGCUCAAAAGACGAAUCAGACAGCCAGAAAGAAGAGAAAAGCUGUUGAGGAAUCCUCUAUGAGUUUUGAAGUUGAUGGCUCUGAUGCAGCUGUCAAUGAAACACACACGGAUGAAUCUAAUAAGAGGAAGUUCUCAAGGAAGAAGCCGCAGGUUUCUUAUGCAGAGAAGAGAGGCAAUGGUGAUUCUGUAAUCCCUCCGACAAAAAAGAUGAAAUCAGGUUGUGAAGUUGAGUCUGAUGUUAAUACGAAGCAAACGGAUGAGAAUAAUACGUCACCGGAACUUGCUGAUAAAGGAAAAGCCAAGGAAAGUGAAGAUUCUGGAAAGAAAAAUAUCUUGUCAGCCAAAAACAAAGAGAUUGAAAGCUGUGAUCGUAAUGGCGAAGACGAAGCUUUGUCGAGCAAGAUGGGUGAAGUUGAAAACGGACACAGAGCUAGUGAAAAUGGCAAUACGCUGGAUAUACCUGAUCCAGAAUUUAAUGUGUUUGAAGAUGAACGGAAACCAGAAAAUUUUGCUGUCAAUCAAGUGUGGUCUACCUGUGAUUCUAGAGAUGGUAUGCCACGGAGAUAUGCUCGAGUAAGGAAAGUGCUGUCUUCCGAUUUCAAGCUGCGAGUUACCUACCUAAAGCCUGUUCAGGAAAAUAAUGAUGAAAGCAUUCCAGUUACAUGGGGAAAGUUCAAUAAUGGAGAAACAAAGGAUGUCGAGAACCGCUCAAUUUUUUCAGGUCAGAUGCUUCACUCGGUCUGCAACAGGGUUGUUUCCAUAUACCCAAGGAAAGGAGAAAUUUGGGCUAUGUUCAGUGACUGGGAUGAGGAAUCGAGCACUCUAGAAAACCAUGAAUUGCCGUAUAAGUAUGACUUCGUGGAAAUUGUGAACGAUUUUAAGGAAGAGGCUGGUAUUGGAGCGGCUUAUUUGGGAAAAGUUAAAGGGUUUGUUUCCCUUUUUCAGCGGGAGGCGAAGAAUACAGUGUGUCAGGUUCAGUUUGCUCCAGAACGGAUGCUUAGAUUUUCUCACAAAGUUCCAGCCGUCAAAAUGACUGGAAUCGAGAAAGAAGGUGUUCCAGCUGGCUCAUAUGAACUGGACCCGACUGCACUGCCAAAAGAUAUAUUUCAGGCUGAAGCGGUUAAUGUGGAGAUGGAUAGUGAGACAAUGAAAGGAAAAGCUGAUAGCCCUGAUCCUGAAGCUCCGGAGACUGAAGUGAAUGCCAAGCCUGUUCCAGAGAUUGUUCCAUCUCCUCCAAGGAAACGUCAAAAAUCUGACGAUGAUGGCGGAUGCAGUAACCGUGAUAAGGUUUGUUCAACAUCUGUGUCAAUUGGGAAAGGGGAAGCCACCAAAGCCAAUGAUUCUUCUUCUAGUCAAGUUAGUAAAAAGAGCACACCGAACGGGUGUGGUGAGGCGUCUGAUGCCUUCAAGCUGCGAAAAUCUCCUCGUCUUCAAACAACUCCAAGCCAGCAAAUAGAGGAGAAGAAGAGUGCUAAACAAGGCGAUAAGAUUAAUCCGCCAAAGACAACUGAUAAGGUUCUUGUGACAGAUUCUUUGGGAAUAAACAAAUCGUCCAAAGGCAUACAGCAACAGGUAGAAAGACAGGUAGGAGAAGGCUCGAAGAAAAGAGGACGCGAUGGUGAAUUACCGUCUAGCUCCAAGCAGAAUGAUUUGCCAGCUCAGUUGGAUGGUUCUACUAAUAGGUCCCUUGAGACAACUCCUGCGUCAUCAAGUUGCAAAACGCCGCAAAGAAAUGCCUUCGACUUCGAUAACGAGAGAUCUGUGGACAAAUUCCGACGUGAUCAGAUAUGGGCUAUUUAUAGCGAUGACAAGGGAAUGCCCACAGAGUAUGUGAAGGUCAAGAAAGUGGAAACCAAGCCUGAGGUUGUGUUACACGUAGCCCAUAUGGAGCUGUGUCCGCCAUCGACCGAACCCGUAACCCGCCCUGUGUCAUGUGGGGAGUUCAAAAUGGAAACUGGGAAACCCAAAACCCUUCCUCUAACGAGCUUCUCACAUCGGGUCAAACCUUUUGACAGUAAGCAGAAGAUAGUCAAAGUAUACCCAAGGAAAGGUGACAUCUGGGCUCUCCGUAAGAGCUGUGAUAGCACCGAAGCAGAGCAUGAUAUUGUAGAAGUGGUGGAAGGUUACUGUGAAGGGAAGAGCAUAAAGGCGAUGGCUUUGACUGCUAAAGGCUUCAGUUCUAUAUACACAAGGAAGCAUGGGUCACAUGUGAGUUCGUUAGUGGUUCCAAAGGCGGAAAUGAGUAGGUUUUCUCAUCAGAUUCCGGCGGUGAAACAGGAGAAGAGAGCAACACGGGUAGCUGAAGGAGGAUACUGGGAGCUUGACCCUGCAGCCAUUCCACCUCCCACCACCAUAGUCAUAGACUGACCCCAGUUCCUCCAGUAGGCGUUCGGUUUCUUAUAUCAAAUACUAUGUGUAGGUAAGUAUUAUUCUCAGUAAGUGAAGCUUAAAGUUUGGUGAUUGUGGAGAAGAGUAUCAGAUUAUAUAGUACUUACUGCCUUUUGUUGGGGAUAGCUUAUGAGUUAUUAUUAUUGUCUUAUCUGUUUCUC